Suillus plorans is the source of this 1279-nucleotide messenger RNA. RefSeq lists its product as uncharacterized. NCBI's taxonomy places the organism in Eukaryota, Fungi, Basidiomycota, Agaricomycetes, Boletales, Suillaceae. The transcript has a single exon. Bases 482 to 1135 code for a protein of 217 amino acids. The record is from RefSeq and is a predicted model, not a curated record.
UGGUAACGUCAUUCCGGGUUAUCGGUAUCCACCCUCGGAAGUUUUCUCCAGAUCGUCGAUAAUCAGCGAGCGUGAUUAAGGUUAUGAUGGCGCUUUGUCUGCUGACCUGAGAUCUAGACACAGCCAGUCAAGCAACACAUAUCUCUCGGGAUAGUAUGUUCGACCGUGUCUUGAUCAGCCUCGGCGUCCCAGUCAUCGAUUAGGCUCGAGACCAGCGUCACGGGUCUAGUCAUCGAUGACGCAUAUGUUCAAACUCGGACUCAGGUACUAUCAGUGAGGGCGAGACCUAGCUCCGACGGUCUUUCCAGGGAAUCAAGAUAGAAGACUUGUAUUCUUUUAGCCGUUCCAUUUUCUAUUUACGUUUAGUACUGAUUUCAUUUCAGUUCAGACUGACUAUCCGGACACUGCUAUCGGACGAUGGCUGCGUUUAUAUCCAACAAACACUCACAGGAAUUAUCAUAGCUCGCCUUGUAACACAAUCAUGGUUUCUCCGAUUCCAGCUGGCAAUGCUCAGCCACACAUGCAGACAAGCACACGUACCCCUCUGAAUCAUUUCAACGCACUCACGACUGCAUGCAUCCUUCUCGAACAUAUACAAACUCUCGAGCGACUCCGUGACGAGACACAACACCGCGUGGAAGCUAAAAGACAGAAGCUGCACUUUCUGGAGGCGUUCACUCCGAAUCGGAGGCUUCGAGAUGCUUUGUCCGAGUCCAUCGUCAUAAAGCAACACAUGCGCGACACCACCCCCACACGUAGCAGUCAUUUCCCGUCACCUCGCCUUCGCGGGCUAUACGACGUUCAUGGUCCCGGAUGCAUCAACCAGAACUCUCUACAAACCACAGCUGACUUCUCCCCGCUCAGUCUCGUCGGUCUUUCGAUCUACGGGAGCGAUCAUGAAGUAGUUUUCGAACAUGACGACGACGAAGCUUUGUUGUGUCCAUCCGCCGAUGAAGCUGUCGAGGAUUAUGCGGAAAACACAGAUAGCUCCAAAGAAUACUGUGACCAGCUCAACUGCCUCACCUCUCCUUUCCAGCUUGUUCCUUCCUCGUCCGGGAUUACCUUCAAAGCCCAAGGUUGCCCGCUAGUACCCGAUUCCACCAACAAUUUACUGAUUAUGUUUGCUAGAACCUGAUCGGGUUUCUCCACCAGGGCAAGCAUCGCACAGGUACCGAUCCAUCGCUCACAGCAAGAAGUCCCUACCUGGCGUGAAGGGCAAAGGGCUCAUACGCCGUGGAUCUUCUAAACGUACCAGCGCCGGACAAUCCAGGGCAAAGAG